AUGAAGAUAAUUCUGUUUGUUGUGAUGGUGGGCUACACCUCACUGCCUGUCAUUCUCUACCUGUUCCCCGGGAUACUGAGCCUUGUCAUAUUUUCUCACUUGGAGAGGAUCCCAUACUUUGUGGAUCUCAGCCGACCUGAAGCCUUACUGAGCCACACAUGCAACUUCUACCUCAACACAGAGAAGGGAGUCACAGUGGGUGUCUGGCAUACACUUCCUGCUAGCCAAUGGGAGGGGGCUGUGGGGAAAGGCCUGGAGUGGUACCGGGAAACACUGCGAGACGGCAGUCCUGUCUUUGUCUAUCUCCAUGGCAACUCAGGGACCAGAGCCUUAAAUUACAGAGUGGGGCUGGUGAAGGUUCUCAGUGCUGCAGGGUACCAUGUCUUCUCCUUUGACUACAGAGGUUUUGGAGACUCCACCGGGACACCAAGUGAGGCUGGAGUGACCCAUGACGCCCUUUACGUGUACAACUGGGUGAAGAAACAAAGCACAGGUCCCGUCUAUCUGUGGGGACACUCGCUUGGCAGUGGGGUGGCAACAAAUGCUGCAUUGAAAAUACAAGAGCAAGGGUCUGUUGCUGACGCUGUAGUCCUUUAUGCACCGUUCACAAGUAUAAUGGACUUGCUAGGCAACAAUUCACUCAAUAAGGUGUACAAGACGUUUCCAGGAUUUAAGCAAUUGCUUUGGAAGACAUUGCAAAAGAACAAACUUAAGUUUGCAAACAAUGAAAAUGUGAAGGCCUUGGAAAGUCCACUCCUUAUCUUGCAUUCAGAGGAUGACGAUACUGUUCCCUUCACGAUGGGUCUGGAGCUGUUCAGGAUAUCACUCCAGUCUAAGAAAGAACGUAACAGAGAUGUUCCGGUUAAAAUGGUCGCCUACAGUGCAGAUCUUAAAUACGAUCACAGCUUUGUCUAUUUAGAUCCCCAUCUAAAUGAUGUGGUCAGGAAUUUUCUACGGAACCUGUAAAAGAAGACCGCCUCUCCCACCUUCAAAAAAGAUGCAAUAGAUUCUAGCAUACCGAUUUAACCCUGUAAGACCCAGACAUAGAAAAAAAUGAGCAAUUUUUUUUGACCUCUCAGAUAUUGUUUUAGGAGGCCUCUGAUGUAACUUUUUAGGGAAAUGUUGUAAAUUUGUAAUGUUGGGCAUAGUUGGGAGCAGAACUUCUGUGUUUAUACUCACUUUGUCUGAACAGAUAUACAGAACAUUUAAGUAUUCAUUUGCAGGGUUGAUUGCUUACUUAGCCCCAUAACAGUAUAUAUCAUGAGU
Messenger RNA from Epinephelus fuscoguttatus (brown-marbled grouper), 1266 nucleotides. Its product is annotated as lysophosphatidylserine lipase ABHD12-like. Gene Ontology annotation, cellular component: endoplasmic reticulum membrane. The coding region runs from base 1 to 966 and encodes 321 amino acids. Lineage: Eukaryota; Metazoa; Chordata; Actinopteri; Perciformes; Serranidae. The record is from RefSeq and is a predicted model, not a curated record. Gene Ontology annotation, biological process: phosphatidylserine catabolic process; monoacylglycerol catabolic process. The transcript has 12 exons. Gene Ontology annotation, molecular function: monoacylglycerol lipase activity; phosphatidylcholine lysophospholipase A1 activity.